Prunus avium (sweet cherry) is the source of this 4286-nucleotide messenger RNA. RefSeq names its product putative E3 ubiquitin-protein ligase LIN-1. NCBI's taxonomy places the organism in Eukaryota, Viridiplantae, Streptophyta, Magnoliopsida, Rosales, Rosaceae. The record is from RefSeq and is a predicted model, not a curated record. Gene Ontology annotation, molecular function: ubiquitin-protein transferase activity; protein binding. Gene Ontology annotation, biological process: protein ubiquitination.
CUGACCACCACCAUGACCACCACCACCUCCUCCUCCCAAAUUCUCCGCCACACCACCGCAUUUGUAUCCGAAACACUCUCCCAACCUGAGCUCCGCCGCCACCUAUUCUCCACCCUCCGCCGCAAAUUCCCCUCCUCUGCCUCCCAAGCCGCCCUCAACCCCCUAAACCUCGCCGCGGAGACCCUAGAGAACGCCAUCUCCUCCACCAGCCCAGCCAUUCGAGCCUCCUCUCUCAGCCUCUCCGAAAAGCUCCUCCUCACGAACCCCUCAAACCCCUUCUCCUCUCUCCUCCUCUCCCUCAUCUACGGCCUCUACCGCCGCCCCAUCGAAGCGGCUCUCAGCCUCCUCGACAUCUUCCACACCGACCCUUCAUUCGCUCGAACUGAACUCGCCCCUGUACUUUUCGAAGAGCUCUUUCUAGUCCACCUCCUCCCUGUUCUUCAUUGGUACAAUGAGCAAAGAACACAAAUAUUACCCACUUUGUCAACAAACGUUAGUUAUGAAAACGACGACUGUUCCAUAUCCGACAUGUCUGUCGUUUUUCCAUGCUCGAAAUCUUUGUCGAAGAUAGAGCUGAAGGAGCUGGAGAGCAAUUAUGAGAAAGUUCUUGAUGAAAAUUGCAGGGUUUUUAGUAAUUACUUCAAACAAGUUUUGGAAAAUAAAGAUGCAAGUCGACUGAUUGAUCCACCCACAGUGAUGUUGAAGAGGAUUGAGAGGGUUGAUCAAGUCAAGUAUGGAGAUGAUGAACAGAGGAUCAAAACAGAGGAACCAGGAUUUGAAAACGGACGGUAUAAUCCAAUAUGGGCUGAAGCAGAAGCAUCAGUUGAAUUGUUCAGCAGCAGCAGGGGAAGAAAACCCAAGUCUCCACCACCAGCUUAUCCUCAAAGAGUUUAUCUUAAUAAUAUCCUGACGGUCCAGGAAGAAUCUUCCUGGAGGUUGGAAGCAUCGGCCAAUGUGAAUUCAGACUCUGAGUCAGAAUCUUCGUUGGAGGACAACUCAGUUGGUUCUUCUUCUUCUUCAUUGGAUUCUGAAGCUGAAAUUGAGGAAAACAACAGAGAAAUGGAGUUGUUUGAGGCUACAAAGAGCCAAAUUCAAAAACUAAAGCAACCCAUUUCUGCAGAGUCAAGUAGUUCUCCAGAUCGGCUCAUGGCAGAUUCUGAUAGCACCUCUGGUGGUGGUGGAAAAAAUACUCCUCCCAAGGACUUUGUGUGUCCCAUAACUAGCACCAUUUUUGAUGAUCCUGUGACACUUGAGACCGGCCAGACAUACGAGCGAAAAGCGAUCCAGGAAUGGAUUGAAAGAGGGAACUCAACAUGCCCAAUUACCCGCCAGAAUCUGCAGAGCACCCAACUGCCUAAAACCAACUAUGUGCUCAAACGUCUUAUUGCAAGUUGGCAAGAACAGAACCCUGCUUGUGCAGUCUUAAACCUAUCGCAGAAUACAAGCCCGGUGGCUGACCCAGUUGUUAAGUCCAUAAUGCCUUCAACUUCUCCUGACAGUGUUAUAAGCCAAGCCAGCCUUGAUGGUGCAGUUGGAGAGUUAAGACAUGCAAUUACGAACCUUUGUAUGUCAGAAAUUCUCAAGGAGUCUGAACUGGCUGUUCUUCGAAUCGAGCGAUUCUGGCAGGAAGCAAAUGUGGAAUGGGAUAUUCAGAGUUUACUCACAAAACCUCCUGUUAUUAAUGGUUUCGUGGAGGUUCUUUUCAAUUCUGUUGAUUCCAGUGUGUUGUCAGCUGCAGUUUUUCUACUGUCUGAGCUGGGGUCAAGAGACAAAGCUGUGAUCCAGACACUGACCCGGGUUGACUCUGAUGUCGAAUGUAUCGCAACUCUUUUCAAUAAGGGGUUGAAGGAGGCUGUGGUCUUGAUAUAUCUGUUAAGGCAUUCCAUCCCUAAUCUAAUUGAGUUGGACAUGGUGGAUUCUCUCUUAAUGGUUAUUAGGAAGGAAGAUAAUGAUUUGCUUAACAUGUGUCUAAAGCCAAGAACAGCUGCAGUGGUUUUACUGGGGCUGAUUCUUGGUGGCAGUGGAGAGGGCAUUGCCUCCUCAAUUGUUAAUACUGUGAUUUCUGAAAAAGCACUUGAAAGAAUCACUAGCAGUUUGGAAUCUGAAUCGGUAGAAGAGAGGAUUGCAGCAGUUGGGAUCUUAUUGAGAUGUAUGCAACAAGAUGGAAAGUGCAGGAACACAAUAGCUGAUAAAGCUGAGUUGGCUCCUGUUUUGGAUAGCUUUAUGGGUGCAAAUGAUAGAGAACGGUUUGAGAUUGUUCACUUUUUCUCCGAGUUAGUUAAGUUAAACAGAAGGACAUUCAAUGAACAAAUCCUGCAUAUUAUAAAGGAUGAAGGUCCUCUCAGCACAAUGCACACCCUCCUUAUUUAUCUUCAGACAGCACUUCAAGACCAGUGUCCUAUUGUGGCUGGCCUACUACUUCAACUUGAUCUUCUGGCAGAGCCGAGAAAGAUGAGCAUAUACCGUGAAGAGGCAAUAGACGUUCUCAUCUCAUGUCUCAGAAAUGUGGAGUUCCCUACUGCUCAAAUUGCUGCUGCUGAGACAAUUAUGUCGCUGCAAGGGAGGUUCACCACUUCCGGAAAGCCUCUUACCAGGGCUUUCCUUCUGAAACGUGCUGGCCUUGACAAAAGUUACAAAAGUAGUGUGCGAAUGGAUCAACUUAGCAACUUUUCUGGAGAAGAUGAAACUCUUGAGGAAGAGAAGGCGGCUAAUAAUUGGGAAAGAAAAAUGGCAUUUGUUUUAGCAAGCCAUGAGUUUGGUCUACUUUUUGAGGCUUUGGCAGAAGGCUUGAAGAGCAGAUAUGCAGAAAUAUGUUCAGCAUGUUUUGUGUCAGCCACAUGGCUCGCACACAUGCUCGAUGUUCUUCCAGACACAGGAAUACGUGGAGCAGCCCGGGUCUGCUUGCUCAAACAUUUCAUAUCGAUAUUCAAGUCUGCCAAGGACACUGAAGACAAAGCCCUCUCUAUGCUGGCAUUGAACAGCUUCAUCCAUGAUCCUGAAGGGAUGAGUGAGGUAACUUCUUCAAUAAAGGAUAUCGUAAAAGGCCUGAGAGAGCUUAAGAGAUCCACUCCCUUGGCAUUUCAAAUGCUAAAACUAUUUUCUGAGGGGCAAGACUCUAGCGCAGAACUGUGGGAUCAUAAAGAAUUAGUUCAGGUAGAUUGCAGUGAGAAUGGAGAGGUUCUUUCAUUAGUUUGCUUCAAGGAUAAAAUAUUUUCGGGCCAUUCAGAUGGAACUAUAAAGGUAUGGACAGGUAAAGGCAGCGUACUUCAUCUAAUCCAAGAAAUUCGAGAACACACAAAGGCAGUUACUAGCUUGGCAAUUUUGCAAUCAGGGGAGACUCUAUACAGUGGUUCACUUGAUAGAACUACAAGGGUAUGGUCUAUUAGCAAUGAAGCAAUUUAUUGUGUACACGUACAUGAUAUGAAGGAUCAAGUUCAUAGUUUAGCCGUCACCAAUACCCUUGCUUGCUUCAUUCCACAAAGUACUGGUAUCAAGGUUCAUUCAUGGAAUGGAGGAUCCAAAUUGUUAAAUUCAAGUAAAUAUGUAAAGUGCUUCGCUCUAGUACACGGGAAAUUGUAUUGCGGAUGCCAUGACAGUGGUAUUCAGGAGAUUGAUUUGGCCACAGGAACACUCAGUACCAUUCAAAAUGGCACUCGGAAAUUACUUUCGAAAGCAAAUCCUAUCCAUGCCAUUCAAGUUCACAGUGGACUUAUAUAUGCAGCCAGUUCUUCUGCGGAUGGAGCAGCCGUGAAGAUUUGGAAUGCUGCAAACUUCAGUAUGGUUGGAUUUCUGCCAACUACAUUAGAAGUGCGGACAAUGGCCAUAAGCUCGGAACUAAUUUAUUUGGGAGGUAAAGGAGGAAGCGUGGAAAUAUGGGACAGGGAGAAGCAGAACAGAAUAGACACCCUACAAACUGGUACCAAUUGUAAGGUUCUUUGCUUGGCUCUUGAUGCCAAUGAGGAAGUUUUGGUCACUGGAACUUCUGAUGGCCGAAUCCGGGCAUGGGGGCUGAGCUAAGAAAAGGACUUGGUAACUUCGGUGGACGGAAAUAUAUUUUGCUGGAAGAGCAGCUGAAGAUGGAUUAUUUUUUAUUUUAUUAAAAAAAAUGAAAUUCUUUGCAAUAUUUCUUCUUUGUCAGGGAGCAUUUCAUGGAAAAUAUAUAUUGCUUUAGCCAAAAUAAAGACAUAUCAGAUGUAGAACACUGAGAAUUGUAAUGCGUUUUGUUGUAGAGUUGUACAGAGACUGAGUUUACGCAGAGAAUAAAAGAAAAGAAAUUCCCAAGUCAA